CGUUGGUCGAGACAUUGCCUUGUCAACUUGAUCAUCUUAUAAAGCUUGAAAUUCAUUCAUGCCAACAAUUGAAUAACUCAACCAGUGAGUUAUGUCUUCCAUCUCUCGAUGAGUUAUACCUUGAGGAUUGUAGUAAGGAGGUCUUAAAGAGCUUGUUCAAGCUAACUUCUUUGACAGUUCUCAAAAUUAACAAACUCAGAGAGCUUGUUUCCUUUGAUCAUCGGUUUAUGCGUUGCUUGGGCAAGCUAAAGAAGCUUCACAUAGGAGUGUGUGACAAGCUAACAUGCUUGUGGCAAGAUGGAGAUGAAACACAAAAUCUCACUUGCCUCCGAGGAAUUAGUAAUAAAAAAUUGUCCUCAAUUCAUAUCUUUUGUGGCAGGAGACGGAGAGAUAGAGCUACCCUGUAAUCUUGAAAGGAUGGAAUUGGUGGAUUGCACAAGUUUAGAAAAUCUUCCAAGCAAGAUGCACGCACUCAAACAUUUGGUGAUUGAAAAUUGUCCAAAAAUCAUGGCUCUAAACAUUCCUCAAGGUGACUCGAGCAGCAAUAAUUCGAUUUCUCAACUUGAAUCUCUUAAGAUACAUCACUAUGAUUCUUCGAUGUCCUUUUCAUUUGCCAAGGGUAGACUUGCUCCUCUGAAGGCACUUGAUAUAUUUGAUUGCAAGGGAGUGGAGUCGUUGGAAGGGAUUGCCGUAGAAUCGCUUGAAACAAUGAUAAUUAACAUGUGUCAAAAUAUGGGAAGCUUACCACAGUGCCUUCACACGCUCUCCCAUCUCACUCGAUUGGAUAUUUAUAAUUGUCCAGCAUUGGAGAUAGAGGACUUCCCUCCCCUUCCCGUCACCCUCUCGAGUCUUGAUCUUAGAAAUUGUUCUAAGAUAAAGUCUAUUGCCAACUGUAACAUUGCCAACUGUAACAAUCUCAUUGAAUUGAAAAUAUGGCAGUGUCCGCUAUUAGAGAUAGAGGACUUCCCACCCCUUCCCAUCACCCUGCAGAGUCUUGAACUUUGGGAUUGUCCGAUGAUAAAGUCCCUACCAAAUAAGUGGCAUCAUCUUACCUCCCUCCAAAAGCUAAGAAUUUUAUAUUGCCAAAAUAUCAAAUGCUUCCCCAAAGGAGGUCUGCCUCCCAAAUUGCGAGACCUUGAAAUUAAGGGGCUCGUGGCUCUGAAGCCGCCAGUGAGAGAGUGGGGCUUACCCCUGCUCACAUCUCUCGAGAGUCUGUGUGUUGAGUUUGGCAUGAGAGGGGAGGGAGAGAAGGAGUGGUUUCCUUCGGACGAUAAGGAUGCUUGGAGUCUCUUUCCUUCCUCUCUUACCUCUCUUCAGAUAUAUGAUUUGAGAAACACGGAAAGACUAUCGAGCGGUCUCUGCAACCAUCUCUCCUCUCUUCGAUUGUUUUUAAUUAGAGAUUGCCCCAAGUUGAGGUACUUGCCAGAGGAUGGCUUCCCUCCCUCCCUCCAAAACUUGCGCAUAUUUGGAUGCGAGAUUCUGAAAGAGCGAUGCGCAAAACUCACUGGCGACUAUUGGCCCCUCAUCCAAGAGAUCCCUGAGGUUCACAUCUGGUGAAUUGAUUCGUGCAUCUACACUACAGUGAGUUUUCUUAGGGUUCGAAUACCAUUGUGAUCUUGCAUUGGCAGAAUCUCUUGGAAUGAUCACGUGCGAACGCUGCUAAGGCUGCCUACCUUCGGGUUUCCAUCAUCAGCGGUGACCAUGUGGCAUUCUUCCCAAAAGGAGUUCCAGAACAAAAUGUUCGAGCUGACAUGGGUUCCUUUGGAGUAACUAGAAAUCUUGUGAUUCAACCAAUUUGUAUCUUGCCUGGUAGUUAGAAAAGCAAAGUUGCAUUUGCCAAGAUAACUUUCAAGCAACCUCACAUAGUUUUGCUUGACGACCCAUCCUAUCAUUUGGAUUUGGAUGUGGCUGAGGCGCUCAUUCAAGGUCUGGUCUUGUUCCAAGGAUUAAUUCUGAUGGUUGGUCACGAUGAGCAUCUAAUAGCUAGAAGCUUGGAUGAGGUCUGGGUGGUUUCACAAGGCAAGGUGGCACCUCUCCAUGGGAAUUUCUAGGACUAUAGGAAUGUACUCCUAUUUUUAUUGAAUCAGGGAUUUUCGAUCGAAAAGCUUCGAGCUCACUUGUGUUCCUUUGGUGUAAUUGGACAUCUUGCACUUCAACCAAUGUAUACCUUUAUGAUACAUUGCCUCCCUCUCCGCUACCGUUGCAUAUGUAAAUUAUUUUUGAAGCAAUUGUUUUAUGACAUUGUGAAGCCCUAAUAGAGGUGCUCAGAAAGGCAACGUUGCAUUUGCCAAGAUAACUUUGAAAAAGCCUCACAUAGUUUUGCUUGAUGAGCCAUCCAAUCAUCUGUUUCUUGUCCAAGGAUGGGUGAGUGCGACUCUGCUGUUUUGCCUAUCCACAACUGGAGGAUUUGGAUGUGGCUGAGGUGCUCAUUCAAGGUCUGGUCUUGUUCUAAGGAGCAAUUGAGAUGCUUAGUCACGAUAAGCAUCUAAUAGCUGGAAAGUCAGAUGAGGUCUGGGUGAUUCCACAAGGCAAGGUGGCACCUAUCCAUGGGAAUUUUCAGGACUAUAGGAAGGUACUCCAGUUUUUGUUAUAUCAGGUCAUCAUUGAAAAUGAGAAGCUUUCUUUCUCCCAAUUGCUACGGUGCAGAUGGACAAACGGAACUGAUAGCAGAGGUUUGAGUAAGCAAAUGUGACAGCUAAAUUCUGAAUGAGCCUACAGGUCAAAACAUGACGGGGAACGGGAAGGAGGAUGUUUCUUUGAGGACUUGCGUCUGCUAUGAGAUAUUCUGAUUCCAAGAAGAUCGUCACUUAGCAUCACUCAUGAUUAACUCCUUGAAGGGGGCAAGCCCCACCACAUUUACCCCCAUCGAGGUGCUGAAGGUCCAGAACCAUUCACACGUGACAACAUACACGCAUUUCCAUUGCAAUUGGUUUCAAUCUCAUGAGCUCACAUGUUGAAGAUAUACCUUGAAUUCAGGCAAAUGAAGGGAAUUUGAUCCAAAAAGGAAAUGUGCUACUAUGGCUUCCAUGAUAUACAAUAUUGAGGAAUACUGCUACAUGAAUUCUAUUAUUGGACACUUCUGUUACAUUAUAAAGUUAUUGCCUGCUAUAUGAGGUUUUUGCCAUGACAAUCAUUUCCAUGUUGAGGAGCGAAACUGUUUUUCUACUUCUUCAUCGUCAGACCCUGCUUGAGACACUGUCUCAAAAACUACUUUUAGCAGAGACUUUUGAUCUGGAGCUGCUGCGAAUUGAGCUUGAUGUUGACAUUUGUGGAGGAAAAUUUGAGGUUGUCCUGGUAGUCUGUGGCUUUGACCGAGUAGGAUCUACAGCGAACCAUAACCGCUUCUUCAUUUGCGAAUUGAGG
Messenger RNA from Eucalyptus grandis, 3363 nucleotides. RefSeq names its product putative disease resistance protein At3g14460. Lineage: Eukaryota; Viridiplantae; Streptophyta; Magnoliopsida; Myrtales; Myrtaceae. The record is from RefSeq and is a predicted model, not a curated record. The coding region runs from base 298 to 1557 and encodes 419 amino acids. The transcript is spliced from 12 exons.